GUAUGUCGCUAUCCAAGGUAUUGCAGUUUGUAGAUGAUAAAGAUCUUGAGUGUGCCAUCUGCCUUAGCAGGUUUGACCAACCAAAAAUACUGAAAUGCAUGCACACCUUCUGUCAACAGUGUAUCCAGAAAUGGAUGGAAAAUCAUGGAAAAAUGAAGUGUCCAACAUGUAGACAAGAACAUGAUUUAACAAAAGAUGAUUUAAAACAACUUGCUUCAAAUACAAUGAUAGGUAAGGUACUAGAGUAUGUUGCUAAAACAGAAGAACAGAAACCAACUAAAUGCUCUGUCUGUGACAAUACACCAGCAUACCACUGCUCAACAUGUCAAGUGUAUCUGUGUGGAGGUAAUUGUUUCAAACAACACAAGAUACUACCUUCCACAAAAGAUCACCCAAUUUACACACUAGACAUAAAGAAACAAGAGGACAAACAAACCAAAUGUCCAGUUCACUGCAACACCACACUGGAAUUCUAUUGCUCUACUUGCAACAAAUCAGCAUGUAAGCAAUGUGAAGACGUUCUUCUCUGUUAUCAAAAACAACAUGAAGUUAUUCUAUUGUCAGAUGCUGUACGUGAGUUUAACAAAGAUGUCAAUAACGUUUUCAAGUCAGCUCAUGAAUUUAAAAGAAAAUUAUCUGAACACCUAGAAUUCACAACUACAGAUAGAUCAGUAUUUGAUUUAUGCAGAACAGCCAUCAAAAUUCAUGAAGCUAUACUCAUCAAGAAGGUUACAGAAAAAAGCCAAAAACUAUUGUCGAACCUGGAAGAAAUAUACAAAGAAAAAAACAAAGACAUUGGUAAUAUUAAUUCAAAGAUUAUUGAAGUAAAUAAUCUAAUGGCCUCAAUCAAUACAAUGAUAAACAAACCAGAAGAAAGAGAAACCCUUUCAUCACAUGAAGCCGUUAUCAACAAUGAAAGAGACAUAUUCUUAGGAACAGAUUUUGAACAGUCAUUUCAAAAGAGAAGUGUAACUCCAAUUUUCAUUCCAUCUACACACUUGGAUGAGUUAAUAAAUACAGUGGGAAUUGGUAAACUCACAACUGCUGAUAGCAUAACUUACACAGUUGAUGAAAAUGAUGAACAAAUUACUGUCACAAGAGGUCAAGCAUUUGUAGUGAACAAUGAUGCAUGCCAAUUAGCUGCAGCUUCAACUGAUUCAUCAGAUGAAAAAUCAGCAACUAGUGUAGAAUAUCAGGGAAGUGGAGAGUACAAAAAAGAGGAUAAAUGCAGUGAUGUGGAAGGUGAUUGGCAAACUACUAGAGCUGUGCACAUCAAAGGAUCUCCAGUGAAUGUCAAUGACGUGGGAACACUGGGAAUUGUUCAUACUAUUGAUAACAUAUCAGAUUAUAAAGAACAUAACAUAGAGAAUGUCACAGAUGUAGUGUUAGAUACAGAAGGAAACAUAUUAGUAUCAAGCUUUAGUAAAGAUAUAUUAAAAUUCAACCAAUCAGGUUCAUUUGUUACUAGGAUACAGGUGCCACAAGAUGUGCAGGUCUAUAGAAUGCAUCAAAUGGGUGAUGGUCACAUAGUGUAUACUGAUGUUUUACGAAAAUGUGUUGUAAUGUGUGAUGAUAAAUUUCAAGAAAUCCAAUCAUUUGGCAAAGGAAUAAUAAAAUAUCCAAUUGGCUUAACAGUAAACAAUGAAUUAAGAGUACUGUAUGUAGCAGAUGAUGAAACUCAUUGUGUGUUUAAAUUUAAUGUUGAUGAUGGUAGCCUGCUGGGUAAGAUAGGCUCAGAGGGUAGUGAAGUAUGUCAGAUGAAUGAGCCACAAGAUGUCACUUUAACUAAGGAAGGUCAUGUGAUUGUUGCUGACUUGGUAAAUCAAAGAAUACAAAUGUUUGAUGCAAGUGGUAGGUUUAUGAGAAUCCUUGUAGGCCAAGGUGGAGAAGAUAGUGAAAUUGUGAAUCCUUAUGGUGUGACCAUGGAUGAGGAUGAAAAUCUAAUAGUAUCAAGUAACCACAAAGUACAAUUAUUUGACAAAAAUGGCAUGUUCAUAAAACGAAUAGACGAUGGUGGUUUAGAUAUUCCAUGUGGAAUCACAGUAAUCUCCAAAAGACCAAGGAGAGUGGCAGUAGCGGACCACGGAGCAAACAAUGUUAAAAUAUUCAAUUAUUAAAAUGAUAUUGAAAUACUCCUUCAAGGCUUCAGCCUCAUUAAUAUAUACAUAUCUACAGUAUUUUAAUAUAGUAAUCAGUAUGCUUGGUAUUACACAUUAUCUACAGUAUUUUAAUAUAGUAAUCAGUAUGCUUGGUAUUGCACAUUUCGUCAGAUUACAAAGUAAAUUCAUGGGAAUAAUUAUUAUAAUAUAAUAUUUACAAUAAUAAUAUAAUAAAUUUCUAUGUUUAUACAUCAACUACUAUCGUUGGUAAUUAUCAUAACUAUUAAAUCAGAGAGUAAUUUUGUUACAUAUGAGUAUUCUAAAACUACAUUCAUGCAUUUAUGAAGUAGUAUAUAAUUAAUAGGUAAAAUAGAAAGCUCAAAAAUAGUCCUACAACUAGAUUAUAAUAAUAAAUAAACUUAAAAAUUAAUUUUAUUAUAAUUAUGUUUUAUUGUUUCUUUUAUAUUUGUAAUUUGUGUGGAUUUUUGUUGUUUCUUUAGUGUCUAGAAUGUAUCUUGUAAACAUCAUGUGAUAUAAAUAAGAAAAUAGAUUAUGAAUAAAGUAUAUAAG
This is a messenger RNA of Anneissia japonica, 2669 nucleotides long. Its product is annotated as tripartite motif-containing protein 2-like. Gene Ontology annotation, biological process: positive regulation of DNA-templated transcription. Gene Ontology annotation, molecular function: zinc ion binding; protein binding; ubiquitin-protein transferase activity. Lineage: Eukaryota; Metazoa; Echinodermata; Crinoidea; Comatulida; Comatulidae. Bases 3 to 2117 code for a protein of 704 amino acids. The record is from RefSeq and is a predicted model, not a curated record. The transcript has a single exon. Gene Ontology annotation, cellular component: nucleoplasm; chromatin.